Melanotaenia boesemani (Boeseman's rainbowfish) is the source of this 3337-nucleotide messenger RNA. RefSeq names its product aminopeptidase N-like. The record is from RefSeq and is a predicted model, not a curated record. Gene Ontology annotation, cellular component: cytoplasm. Gene Ontology annotation, biological process: proteolysis; peptide catabolic process. Gene Ontology annotation, molecular function: zinc ion binding; peptide binding; metalloaminopeptidase activity. Lineage: Eukaryota; Metazoa; Chordata; Actinopteri; Atheriniformes; Melanotaeniidae. The transcript is spliced from 21 exons. Bases 185 to 3073 code for a protein of 962 amino acids.
UGGCUCAUUCCAGCUUAACUUCUACGUGCAGGCAAAGUAAAGUGUACAGUGGACGUUUAGUGAUUGGUUUUUUUUUUGCCAUGUUAAUAAGUCAACCAUUAACUGUGAAGAGACGAGCCCUGCUGUGCUGGAUUAACAGGGACUGAGAUCCUCUGGAGUUCUGCACAAGCCUCCUUACGCAGUCAUGGGGAAAGUCUACUAUGUCAGUAAAAAUGUGGGCCUCGGGAUGCUUGUACUGGCAGGCAGUGCACUGGUUACUAUUGUAGCUCUAUCUAUUGCCUAUCACAAGGAAAGGGCCAAGAAUCAAGGUAAGCCCGGAGAUGGAUCAGACACCAGCACACCUACACCCCCCACUACCCCCUUCACCCCGAAGGAACCCUGGGAUUACUACAGACUUCCAGAUGCCCUCAUUCCUCAUUCUUACAAUGUGGUCCUGAGGCCUUGGCUGGAGCCCAAUGCAGACGGCAUUUACAUCUUCACCGGACGCUCAGCUGUGGUCUUCAGAUGUGUAAAGAAAACAAACCUCAUCAUCAUCCACUCCAACAAGCUGAAUCUCACCACUUUCCUUGGACACCAUGCUAAACUGGAAGGCCUGGGUGAAUUCACUGUGCCUGAGAUACAAAGGACUUGGCUUGUAGUGAAAACAACAUAUCUAGUGAUUCAACUGCAAAGCAGCUUAACUGUGGGAAGAUCCUAUAAACUUCACACUGAAUUUAAAGGGGAGCUAGCAGAUGACUUGGAAGGAUUCUACAGGAGUGAAUACAUGGAUAACGGUGUCAAGAAAGUUGUUGCUACUUCUCAGAUGCAGGCAACAUAUGCCAGGAAAACCUUUCCGUGCUUUGAUGAACCAGCUAUGAAGGCCAUCUUCAAUGUUACCAUCAUCCACACAAGAGACACUGUGGCUCUGUCCAAUGGCAAAGAAAAGGGCUCUUCAGACAUUGAAAUUGAUGACAGGCCUGUCACAGUUACUACAUUUGAGCCGACAGAGAGAAUGUCCACAUAUCUAUUGGCAUUUAUCGUCAGUGACUUCAUUUGUAUUCAGUCAAACCAAGGCAAUUUGUUGGUCCGAAUCUGGGCCCAGAGAAAAGCCAUAGCUGAUGGGCAGGGAGAUUACGCUCUCAACGUUACACGGCCGAUCCUUCAGUUCUAUGAGCGAUACUAUAAUACAACCUAUCCUCUUUCUAAGUCAGACCAGGUAGCUUUGCCUGAUUUCAACGCCGGAGCAAUGGAGAACUGGGGUCUGGUCACAUACAGGGAAACAGCCCUGCUCUAUGACCCCAUGCUUUCUUCCACUGGAAACAAAGAGAGGGUCACCACUGUUAUCUCCCAUGAACUUGCACACAUGUGGUUUGGAAAUUUGGUGACUGUGCGAUGGUGGAAUGACUUGUGGCUAAAUGAGGGUUUUGCUUCAUAUGUGGAGUACCUCGGUGCAGACCAUGCUGAGCCCACCUGGGAUAUUAAAGACCAUAUCAUUCUGUACGACAUACAGAAGGUGUUUGCCGUGGACGCCCUUGUUUCCUCUCACCCGCUUUCCCGUCGAGAGGAGGAGGUCAAUAACCCUGCUGAGAUCAGUGAGAUGUUCAACACCAUCUCUUACAACAAGGGUGCAGCGGUGCUUAGGAUGCUGUCAGAGUUUCUCACCGAGCCUGUAUUCGCCAAAGGACUGAGUUCGUACCUCAACACAUUCGCUUUUGGCAACACAGUGUACACAGAUUUGUGGGACCAUCUCCAAAAGGCGGUAGAAGACACUCCAGGUUUAAAUAUUCCCCACUCCAUCCAUGACAUCAUGAACCACUGGACACUCCAGAUGGGUUUCCCAGUGGUCACUAUUGACACCCGGACAGGAAAUGUCACCCAGAAACACUUCCUGUUGGAUCCAGAGUCUAAAUUGGACAGGCCAUCUCAGUUCAAUUAUACAUGGUUUGUCCCCAUCAAAUGGAUGAAGAAUGGUGUGCAGCAGCAACAAUACUGGCUCCUUAAAAAGACGGACACCCGUAGUCCGAUGACAGCUUCAGGAGAAGAGUGGCUGCUGGCAAACACAAAUGUUUCUGGAUACUUCAGAGUAAACUACGAUCUUGAAAACUGGGAUCGUCUCCUCUCUUUGCUCGAAACCAACCAUCAGGCUUUAUCAGUCAUCAACCGAGCUCAGAUCAUGGAUGAUGCAUUCAAUCUGGCGAGAGCAAAAAUAAUCUCCACAACAUUAGCUCUUAAAACAACUAAAUACCUGUCUAAAGAGAGAAACUACAUCCCGUGGGAAUCAGCUCUGAGAAACCUCAACUACUACAUUCUUAUGUUUGAGCGUACGGAGGUGUAUGGAGCUUUACAGGCAUACCUCAAGAAACAAGUCAAACCACUUUUUGAGUACUUUAAGACACUGACAGAUACCUGGACCAAAAUACCUACAGGACACACUGAGCAAUAUAAUCAGAUCAAUGCAAUGUGGCUGGCAUGCAAGGUGGGUGUGGAGGGAUGCAGGGAACUGAUCAAGAGCUGGUACAGUCAGUGGAUGAUGAAUCCAAGUCUCAACCUGAUACACCCCAACUUGAAAGGCACGGUUUAUUGCCUUGCUAUAGCCUUUGGUGAUGUGGAAGAGUGGGAUUUUGCCUGGGGAAUGUUUCAAAAUGCCACUUUGGCAUCGGAAGCUUCCAGGCUCAGGUCUGCUAUGGCUUGCACCAAGACACCAUGGCUGUUGAACAGGUAUCUGGAGUACACACUUGACCCAACUAAGAUCCGCAAGCAGGACGCCACCUCUACCAUUCAGACCAUCGCUGGGAACGUUGUGGGAAUGCCUCUGGCUUGGAACUUCGUCAGAGCAAAGUGGAGCUACAUCUUCCAACAGUAUGGAUCAGGUUCCUUUUCCUUCUCUGGUCUCAUCAGCGGAGUCACAAAGAGAUUCUCCACAGAGUUUGAGUUGCAGGAGCUGAAGAAAUUCAAGGAAGACAACCUCCAUGCUGGCUUUGGCUCAGCCACCUUGGCCUUGGAGCAAGCCAUAGAAAAGACCACAGCCAACAUGAAAUGGGUGACAGAAAACAAAGCUGAAGUGCUGAAGUGGUGUACAGAGGAGGCCAGAUGAGAACAGAAAAAGCCAAAUGGCAAUCAAAAUGAAAAAUAAUCACUAUAAUGAUAUGGAACCACUAAAAGUUACACAAAGACCUCAUCCAACACCCUCAUCAGAGCAAAUAAAGAGAACAAGAUUGUAUUUUUCUUUUCAUGAUACUUCACAUUGUAAGUUAAUGAGUAUUAUGAUAAUGCAUGUAGGACAUAAACACAAGGCACUGACCUGGCUGUAGAUGACCUGCCUCUGAUGUCACUGACAAUAAAAGGUUUAGACCUGUGA